AUACAACUCACUCUCUACCUCUAUAAUCUUCCUACUUCCAGGUCAUUUCCCAAGCACACAGAGGACGACAAUGUCCAUGUUGAAGAUGGAAUGGUUCCUGGCUGUGACUAUGAACGGUGCGAACGUGUUGUCAUCAACGUAAGUGGACUGCGAUUUGAAACACAGUUAAGAACACUUGCCCAGUUUCCAGAUACUCUGCUGGGAAAUCCCAAGAAACGAAAUCGUUACUAUGACCCUCUCCGAAAUGAAUAUUUCUUUGAUCGGAACCGUCCAAGUUUCGAUGCAAUACUCUAUUAUUAUCAAAGUGGGGGUCGGUUACGAAAACCGGUAAAUGUACCUUUGGAUGUAUUUUCAGAGGAAAUUAAGUUUUAUGAACUUGGUGCUGAAGCAAUUGAAAAAUAUCGUGAUGAUGAAGGAUUUAUUAAAGAAGAGGAACGUCCACUUCCUGAAAAUGAAUUUCAACGUCGUGUAUGGCUUCUAUUUGAGUAUCCAGAGAGUUCUACAGCUGCACGUCUGAUAGCUAUAUUUUCUGUGGUAAUAAUUUUACUUUCUAUUGUGAUAUUUUGCCUUGAAACUUUGCCUGAAUUCAAACAUUACAGGCUUGUAAAUGAAACAAUCGAGGAAGAUGAUAUACCAAAAUUUGGAGAACCUUUUUUCAUUAUUGAAACAUGCUGCAUAAUAUGGUUCACAUCAGAACUUAUGGUGAGAUUUGCAUCUUGCCCUGAAAAAAUAGGAUUCUUUAAGAACAUAAUGAAUCUCAUUGAUAUUGUUGCUAUCAUUCCAUAUUUCAUUACAUUAGGUACAGUGAUUGCAGAUGAGAAUAAGAGCAACAACCAGGCAAUGUCUCUGGCUAUUCUUAGAGUUAUUAGAUUAGUUAGAGUUUUUCGUAUAUUUAAGCUUUCAAGACAUUCAAAAGGUUUACAAAUUCUUGGUCAGACAUUGAAAGCUAGUAUGAGAGAACUUGGCUUAUUAAUAUUCUUUUUAUUCAUUGGGGUCAUUUUAUUUUCUAGUGCUGUGUAUUUUGCUGAAGCUGAUGCUGAGCAGACACAUUUUAAAAGUAUUCCAGACGCCUUUUGGUGGGCUGUAGUCACCAUGACAACAGUUGGCUAUGGUGAUAUGCGGCCCAUUGGAGUAUGGGGUAAAUUGGUAGGGUCAUUGUGUGCCAUUGCUGGUGUAUUAACCAUAGCUUUACCUGUUCCUGUUAUUGUUUCCAAUUUUAAUUAUUUUUACCAUAGAGAGACAGAGAAUGAUGAUAAAGACAAAUAUCACCAUGUUACAUCUGCAAUAAACUAUCCAGAAAAAAGGAGUUCAUAUACUUCUGAAAAUGGAUCUGAUAUUAUGGAGAUGGAAGAGGGUAGUGUCAUUAAUGAAAGAAUCAAAGAAAACCAUGCUACCAAAAUUAACAAUCCCACUAACCUAAAUAUGAAUAAUCUCAGUAUUGAAACUGAUGUAUGAAACCUGCCUCUUAUCAAGGAAAGCUUCCCUUACCAUUUGCUUUAUUGUUGAUAUUAUUACCUUCAAAUUGGUUACUGUUUAGUAAUAAUAAUAAAAGUAAUGAUAAUAAUAAUAAUAAUUAUUAUUAUUAUUAAAAGCAUUUUCUUGCCAUCACAACUUCUGAAGAAAUAGUCUCCAAAAGUACAGUUGAUUUUAUUGCUGAUUGAGGAUAAAACAAAUAAGUGGAUCUUUAAUGUUUUUAAUUUAUUUUCUUCUAUUUUUGUGUAGGUUAAAACACCUUAAAGUAUCUCUUUAUCUUUCCAAAUUUUAAAUUUUGUAAAUUUUAUUAUUAUUAUUAUUAUUAUUAUUAUUAUUAUUAUUAUUAUUAUUUAUUAUUAUUAUUUAUUAUUAUUUAUUAUUAUUAUUAUUAUUUAUUACUAUUAUUAUUUAUUAUUAUUAUUGCUUAUUUUACUCUUAGAAAGAAGCAAAAAUAUUUUAAAGUUUAAUCUGUAAACCAAUCAAUAUUAAAAAUAUUAAAAAAGUCCACUAAAAGAAACUUUUAUUCAAUGUCAUAUGAAAGUGUGAAGGUAUCUUGGAAAUAUAGUCGAUAUUGCCACUGCCAAAGCAAAUGUUAUGCGAGACUGAUAUCAAGAGCUUUUCUGCGGAAUUCCACUUCCUGAUUUUUAGGACAUCACAAAGGAAACUUUGUAAUUAUACUUUUCUUAAUGAAAUUCAGAGGAAAGAUUUACCUUAUACAUCAGCCAUGUGGAUGACUACAUUACAUAACUGAAGUUCAGUGUAAUUUUGCACUAAUGACAACGGUUACAGUUUCAAUACUGGUAAGUACUAUUGUUAUUUCCUCUUCUCACCUCCCUUUUUUCCUCUUAUGUUGUAUUGUUUUUACUUAGUUUCAAAAUCACUGAAUAGUACAUUAUUCAGUAAAUUGAUUUGGUAUGUAUAAUUUAGGGCUUUCUUCCCUGCAGAUUUAUAAUACUGUGUAAUAGUUGUUUCGCAAUUUCA
This is a messenger RNA of Octopus bimaculoides (California two-spot octopus), 2454 nucleotides long. RefSeq names its product potassium voltage-gated channel protein Shaker. NCBI's taxonomy places the organism in Eukaryota, Metazoa, Mollusca, Cephalopoda, Octopoda, Octopodidae. Gene Ontology annotation, molecular function: protein binding; delayed rectifier potassium channel activity. Gene Ontology annotation, biological process: potassium ion transmembrane transport; protein homooligomerization; action potential. The record is from RefSeq and is a predicted model, not a curated record. Gene Ontology annotation, cellular component: membrane; voltage-gated potassium channel complex.